UGCAUUAGCUAGCAAUUUUAGAAAAAACAAAAAAUCCUGAUGAUCUUGCAUUCUAGAAAAAGUUACAUGGCAGUAAGAGUCUGACUUUAUACUAGUAAGUCUCCUGAUUAAGGACACAAUGCCGGGAAAACGAAUCGCGGUGAUCGGUGCUGGGGUCAGUGGAUUAGGCGCCAUUAAGAUCUGCCUGGAGGAGGGACUGCAGCCCACCUGUUUUGAAGAAAGCGAUGACAUUGGAGGACUGUGGAGAUAUGAGGAGGACACUCAAGGUGGCAGGCCAAGUAUCUAUGAAUCUGCCACCAGCAACACUUCGAAGGAGAUGACAACAUACAGCGACUACCCUUUCCCUGAUCACUUCCCCAACUACCUGCACAACUCCAAAAUCAUGGAGUACCUCAGGAUGUACGUCAGACACUUCUGCCUUCUGAAGCACAUCCGCUUUCUGUCGAAGGUGUGCAGCGUGAGGAAGUGCUCCGACUUCUCGUGCACGGGACAGUGGCAUGUGGUGGUCGAGGCCGGAGGGAGGCAGGAGCCCUACGUCUUUGAUGGGGUCCUGGUGUGCACCGGUCUUUACAGCGAGCCCUUCCUGCCACUCCAGGACUUCCCAGGAAUCCAGAGGUUCAAGGGCCAAUAUAUCCACAGCUGGGAAUACAAGAAUGCAGAGAAAUUUCGGGGAAAGAAGAUCAUUGUGGUCGGCAUUGGAAAUUCUGGAGCUGACCUGGCGGUUGAGCUCAGUCAUGUAGCUGCACAGGUGUUUCUGAGCACGAGGCGGGGCGCCUGGAUCUGGAACCGGGUCUGGGAUAAUGGGAUGCCGAUGGACACAGUUCUCUUCACUCGCUUUAAUUCUGUCCUCAACAAAUUUUACCCUACAUUCUUGAUCAACAGAUGGGCAGAGAACAAGUUAAACACUCGGUUUAACCACAGCAUUUAUGGCUUGCUACCCCAACACAGAUUUCUGAGCCAUCAAGCUACUUUCAGUGAUGAUCUACCCAACCACAUAAUUUCUGGAAAAGUUCUGAUAAAACCGAAUGUGAGAGAGUUCACAGAGACAUCUGCCAUCUUCGAAGACGGCACGGAAGAGGACAUUGACUUAAUUAUCUUUGCCACCGGAUAUGCUUUCUCUUUCCCCUUUUUGGAAAAUAGCGCAACGGUUCUGGACAGCCAGCUCUCCAUGUUUAAGUUCGUCUUCCCUCCUCGGCUAGAGAAACCAACGCUGGCCUUCAUCGGCAUCCUGCAGCCGGUGGGAGCCACCAUGCCCACAUCAGAACUCCAGAGCCGGUGGGCUGCACGUGUGUUCAAGGGAUUGACCAAAUUACCUUCAGUGAGUGACAUGAUGGCUGACAUAAGAAAGAAGAGAAAAAAAACUGAAAAAGAACUCCUGAACAGUCCUCGUGUUAGGCGCAGAGUGCAGUACGUGGACUACAUGGAUGAGAUCGCCUCUGAAAUAGGAGUGAAGCCCAACCUGUUCUCACUCUUCCUGUGGGACCCGAAGCUGGCGGUGGAGAUUUUCUUUGGACCAUGCACCCCGUACCAGUACCGCCUACAGGGGCCAGGGAGGUGGGCCGGUGCGCGGGACGCCAUCCUGACCCAGCGAGAGCGGAUCAUCAAGCCUCUGAGGACUCGCGCCCUCGCCGGCGGGCAGCCUCCAGACGCCGUGCCCCUCUGGCUUAAAAGUGUCUGCGCAGCCCUGCUCCUCUUCGCUCUCGCUUCAGUUAUUAUUAGGGGGUAAUCCUCCUAUGAUCAUUACCUACUACAGGCGAACAGUGACAAACCUAAUUACGGAGCGGGCAUGUGCACGUGUCUAUCAGUUCAGACUAGACUAGGGCAGCAAAUUACCUAGUAAGUCCAAUGUUUCUCAUGCAUGAGUAUUUUGGAAAAAUUAGAGAUUUCUUCAACAGAUUUCAAAUGAAGUGGUUUGUAUGAAACUUUGCUUUACAAGUACAUAUUCAAUUUCUAUCAUAUGACAACUGUUUUCAGUUGCACCAAGUUCUCCUUGGGAAAACUCCCUUUAUAAGAAGCACACAACAAUUUGUCAGCUACUUGUAAUUGGCAAG
Molecule: messenger RNA, 2051 nt
Organism: Manis pentadactyla (Chinese pangolin)
Lineage: Eukaryota; Metazoa; Chordata; Mammalia; Pholidota; Manidae
Product: flavin-containing monooxygenase 5-like
Exons: 8
Coding region: 119-1726 (535 amino acids)
Molecular function (GO): flavin adenine dinucleotide binding; N,N-dimethylaniline monooxygenase activity; NADP binding
Source: RefSeq, a predicted model, not a curated record